CACCAGGGCUGCGUGCGUCUCGGGACGCCAUCACGUCACCUUCGUGCGACACGUCUCGCCGUUCUGUUCGUGGCGUGUUUCGGCAGCUCCUUCCAGGAUCCGCGUGACCUUCCGCAUGUUCUAGCGCACAGUCCGGGGAGUCCAAGAACUUCUCCUUGAGGCCGGGGAGUCUCGGCGGACCCUCCGGGCCCAUCGGAGACGUGAGGCAGAGUCGCUUUAUUUCUAACACCAAUUUCAAACUAUUUACCCUUGGAUAACAGUGCAAUUCUAUGAAAGUAUGGCUGGUUAUAAGCCUGUAGCGAUCCAGGCAUAUCCUGUACUUGGUGAAAAAAUCACCCAAGAUACACUGUACUGGAACAACUAUAAGACCCCUGUUCAGAUCAAGGAGUUUGGUGCAGUGUCAAAAGUAGACUUUUCUCUACAGCCUCCGUAUAAUUAUGCUGUCACAGCUUCUUCAAGGAUUCACAUUUAUGGCCGAUACUCCCAAGAACCUAUAAAAACCUUUUCACGAUUUAAAGACACAGCAUACUGUGCUACUUUUCGGCAGGAUGGUAAACUGCUUGUGGCUGGCAGUGAAGAUGGAGGCAUUCAGCUUUUUGAUAUAAGUGGCAGGGCUCCCCUCAGGCAGUUUGAAGGCCAUACUAAAGCAGUUCAUACAGUAGAUUUUACAGCUGACAAAUAUCAUGUGGUCUCUGGGGCUGAUGAUUAUACAGUUAAAUUAUGGGAUAUUCCAAACUCCAAAGAAAUUCUGACAUUCAAAGAACAUUCUGAUUAUGUGAGGUGUGGAUGUGCUAGCAAACUGAACCCAGAUCUCUUUGUAACAGGGUCAUAUGAUCACACUGUGAAGAUGUUUGAUGCACGAACAAACCAGAGUGUUAUCUCUGUUGAGCAUGGGCAGCCAGUGGAGAGUGUCCUGCUUUUUCCCUCUGGAGGUCUUCUGGUAUCAGCAGGAGGUCGUUACAUUAAAGUCUGGGACAUGCUAAAAGGAGGACAGUUGCUAGUGUCUUUGAAAAAUCAUCAUAAAACUGUGACGUGCUUAUGUCUGAGCAGCUCUGGACAGAGGUUACUUUCUGGCUCACUGGAUAGGAAGGUGAAAGUAUAUAGCACAAGUUCCUAUAAAGUAGUCCACAGUUUUGAUUAUGCAGCUUCAAUUUUGAGUCUUGCACUUGCACAUGAAGAUGAGACAAUAGUUGUAGGAAUGACCAAUGGAAUACUGAGUGUUAAACAUCGGAAAUCUGAAGCAAAGAAGGAUUCUCUUCCCAGGAGAAGAAGGCCUGCAUAUCGAACUUUUAUUAAAGGAAAAAAUUAUAUGAAACAACAGCCCAGUUGUGCAAUAAAGACGCCUGAGAUUACAGUUUCCAUCAUAAAGGAGCUAAAUCGAAGAGGAGUCCUUGCAAAUGCCCUUGCAGGUCGAGAUGAAAAGGAAAUCAGUCGUGUUCUUAAUUUUUUGAUAAGGAAUCUGUCCCAGCCAAGAUUUGCCCCUGUUUUGAUUAAUGCUGCUGAAAUAAUUAUUGAUAUAUAUCUACCUGUGAUUGGUCAGUCACCUGUAGUUGAUAAAAAGUUUUUGUUACUUCAAGGACUUGUAGAAAAAGAGAUUGAUUACCAAAGAGAACUACUAGAAACCUUGGGGAUGAUGGAUAUGCUUUUUGCUACCAUGACAAGUAAAGAAAGCCCUUCUUUGUUGCAGCAUAAUGCAUCUGAUGGAUUUCUAGAGAACAAGAAGAUUGAAUCAUAGCGUGUGCUUAACAGGACACAUAAGAACUCCUAACUUGGAAUAGAUUUGAUGCGGUUGACUACUGGGAGGAGACUCUGUUUGAUACAUAAAAAAAACUAUUUACAGAAGCAGUUUUAUGGAAGAGACUGGAAUAACUGUGCUUGGAAAAUAAGAACCUGUUUUUAAUCAUGGUUUUCCAUGUGCUAUUUUGAAUUAUCUCCUGGCAUCUUUAGCUGGAAGAUGUUUUGGUCAUAGUGUAUGUCCAUCUUGGACAAAUUGACAUUAAUUUUUUUUUUUUUUUUUUUUUUUUUGCGUUUCGCGGGCCUCUCAUUGCU
Molecule: messenger RNA, 2049 nt
Organism: Delphinapterus leucas (beluga whale)
Lineage: Eukaryota; Metazoa; Chordata; Mammalia; Artiodactyla; Monodontidae
Source: RefSeq, a predicted model, not a curated record